Molecule: messenger RNA, 666 nt
Organism: Heterostelium album PN500
Lineage: Eukaryota; Evosea; Eumycetozoa; Acytosteliales; Acytosteliaceae
Exons: 5
Coding region: 1-666 (221 amino acids)
Biological process (GO): sphingoid catabolic process
Cellular component (GO): endoplasmic reticulum
Source: RefSeq, a predicted model, not a curated record
AUGAGAAUGAAUUAUAUUAGAAAGUUUGCUAAAUUAAUAAAUGAUUGGGUAAUCACUCUUGCAAACAUCAAAAUCAUUGAAUCACUCAAUUAUUAUUUGUUAAAGAAUAAAAAUCAAAUUGAUCAAGCUGCAUCUUAUGGUGCUUAUCAUCAUAAUAAUGUAAAUAAAUUCAUUCAUAUUGUAUUUGUACCAGCUAUCCUUUAUACUGCAUUUGUAAUGUUGUCGUUUGUCAAUGUACCACAGGCAGUUCCUUACUUACAGCAAUUGAACCAAAUCACAACAUUCCUCCCAGUUUCAAUCACCACUCCAAUUGCACUGUUAAUCUCACUCUACUACUGUGUCCUUGAUAUCAGAGUUGGUGUUGUAGGAUUGGCAUGGAUUAUGGCAGCAAACUAUUUGGCAGAGUAUACAAUUUUGCAUAUGAGCAAUGCUUUUAUGUUUGCUUUGGGUGUUCACAUUGUUUCGUGGGUAUUGCAAUUCGUAGGACACGGUGUGUUUGAAGGUCGUCGUCCAGCAUUGGUCGACAACAUCUUCCAAGUGUUCAUCGCUCCAUUCUUUGUCACCUUGGAGUGCAUCUUUUUGUUGGGUCUCAUGGGUAAAACUCAAGUCGCCGUUGAGAAACGUAUCAUUUCCAACAUUGCAUCAAUGUCAAAGAAGACCAAAUAA